This is a messenger RNA of Nilaparvata lugens (brown planthopper), 4216 nucleotides long. RefSeq names its product centriole, cilia and spindle-associated protein. The record is from RefSeq and is a predicted model, not a curated record. Gene Ontology annotation, cellular component: ciliary basal body; cytoskeleton; spindle. Gene Ontology annotation, molecular function: microtubule binding. The coding region runs from base 128 to 1048 and encodes 306 amino acids. Gene Ontology annotation, biological process: regulation of mitotic spindle assembly. The transcript is spliced from 7 exons. NCBI's taxonomy places the organism in Eukaryota, Metazoa, Arthropoda, Insecta, Hemiptera, Delphacidae.
UUCGACUAAUGGCGUCUGCUUGUGUGAAUGUGAAAGCCAAAGCACGUUGUUUGUUUACAUUUUUAUUAAGCUUUUUAUUUGUCUGUUGUCUUUAUUUACUUCAAAUAUGUUCUAGUAAAUAAUCAGAAUGGUACAUAAAAAAUCAGAAUACAGACUACAGUAUCAUUUGAUACCAGAAGACAUCAGAAAAAAAAUUUGGACAGAUAAUGUUACAUUGAGGGAUAGUAGGAAGCUAUCAAACCAAGCUGAUCACUAUUGGGAAUAUCAGUUGACAGACGACAACUGUGUCUGUGAUGGUGAAGAUGAAGUCGAUUCUGGACCUCCUCCUCCCCACAAACUAAAGCACAAAACACUGCUAGCUAGAUACGAGCAACGGUCAAGGAGUUGCAGCAAUGGACUGGAUCAACCGAGUCGCUCCGAAAUGGACAGAUAUCGAGAGAUGGCUGUGCAAACGCCCAACUGGAAAACAAAACUUGACAAGUUGAAGAAGGACAACGAGAGUGAGACAGAUAGCGGGAGAGCGUCGUGCGAUGAAAUGCAGGAUGUGAUGAAGAACAUGAGCACCCUGACCCUGCCUGAGGUGUCGACGUCAGAGGGGGGACGCUCCAGUGUGAACGGCAGGCCUCGCACCCCCGCUCCCCCCGCCACUGCAUCCUCGCCUCACCCCUCCUCACAGAGGCCUUCGUCAGCCCUCAGGCAGAGGUCUCGAACGCCAGGUCCAGCAAGAUUGUGCAAAAAACUGAUGGUUGAAGGGAGGAAAACUCAUUUUGUGCCUUAUGGAUGGAACGAUCGGCAGACUGACAUUGGCCAGAAGAAAACUUUCAAUGUUCUUGCUCCUGAGAAAGAGGUCCAUCAUCAUCCAGCUGUUGAAUCAUCACGUAGGAAAAAAGCUGAGCUUGAAAAAUUCAUACGGGAAGACAUGGCUAAGCAAAAGUACCGACUCAAAACCCCCUAUCCUUUAGGAAAUGCAAGCAGCAUUUGGACGAGCGAAUACAAGGAGCAAUUUUGCCGAAGUCGUCCCGCCUCUGCCCCUCCUCCUCCCAGCUGACGUCGAUACUAAGGAGCUGACUUUGCAGCUCCACUAAACGGCCGAUGAACUUAGCAGUCAAUUGACAACAUAGCUCUCCAUCAAUCCGGUAGAAGUGACCUUCUACUUCUGACCUCUUUGGGGACUGGACACAAAGGAGGAUAUUUAUAUAAUUAUAUGAGACCGCUCUGAUCGCAGAUCGCUCUCUGUGUGUCCAAACCUUACCUUCUUAAUGAACUCUCAUAAUUUUAUAAUAUGAUUAAUCAGAAUAUCAGAUAGUAGGUUGCGUGUGUACUGUGAAAAAGUUAAUUUACGACCCCAUCUUGUAUGAUAUAUUUCGAUUAAACACAUAAGAGGCAAGACAGAGGUACCAUCUAGGCCUGGCCUAAUACUAGAUAUACCAAGAUAUACUUUUGGGUGGAAAUAUCGGAUUGGAAUCCUCUCAAUGAAGCCAUCGUAACAUCUUGGCGUUAAAUCAAUUCAUACAUAACUGUUGGUUGGUAAUAACUUAACUUAACAUAACUUUUAAAUAAGUGUUAAUUUUUAUGCCUUCAAAUCUUAUGGAAGAAAAAUAUUUUUGUAUUCUUUGAUUGAAUGCAUUGUAACUUAUCGAUUAUGAAUCCAAUGUGAUGAGCAGUUUAUGCAUAACUAUUGAAUGAUGUUCAAAUAUCAACUAUAAUGUGUAGGCUAUGCGACAAUUUGUGUUCAAUGUUAAGAUUCUUCUGGUGACAAUAAUAUCGUACAAAGAGACCAAGUUUAGUACACCUAAAAACAUUUGGUAACAGGCUUAUAUUCAAAAAGCGACAAUAAAGUUGAAUUUGAUUUGUAGCUUUUAUUUAAAAGUACAUAAUUUUGUGUACAUUUUAAAAAUUAUUAAUGCCUGAUUCUAUUAUUUAUCGUAUGAUGUGUUCAUCGUGAUGUUUAUUUAAUUCAUGUGAACCCAAAAGUCAUAGAUCAAACAAACAACAUAAUCUCGUAUUUGAUAACAUAAUCACCUUAUAAAUCAAGCACGAAUUACUUUAAAAAAAAAUAAAAAUAAAUCGAAUUUACCUAAGCCGUUGCCGUUUCUAUUCAUUUUUCUAUUAAAUUCUCCAAAGUUGUUUGUAAUGAUUUACCAAAUAUUUUUCAUUAUGAGCAGCCUAUCAAAUAAUUAUUGUUCACUUUCGUUGUGUACACCAAAAGAAAUAUGCACAGAACUUUGUAGUCAGACAAAACGCUGGUUUUUGCACGAAUACAUGAAUAGAUCAUGAAACUGAUUAAUCGAUUUCGAACGACCAAAGCAACUUAGCAAACAUUUAGUGGUGUAGGCCUAUGCGUUAGUUCUCCAAUCACAUAAUUUUGAUUCAGAUGCAUAUACUUCUUGUUCAUCACAUCUAAAAUAUUAUUAAGAAGUAUGAUGUUCUAAUGCAGUCGAAGGAUUGUGAAUAUAUUCAACUAUUCAAGUCAAUUUUUAAACUCGUUGCUGUAAAUAAUUAAUUUGUUCAAGUUUUAAGGUCAUUACAAAGUACACUUUCGAAUUAUACGUAUUUAAAGUGUAUUAUAGGAUUAAUAUGUUAGUUACACCACCUUCUAGUUACUACUAGAUUAUUUUCUUGUAAUAUAGAAAAUCAAAGAUAUUUAUUUAUUCAUGAGAAAUUGUAUGAAAAUAAUGUUGAAGUAAAGAAUAUUAAAAAUGUAGACAAUCCAGUUUUAUUUUCAAUAUAAAUUGUUCUGAAACUCAAUGAAAAAUAUUUUUUGUUCAAUAUUCUAAGAAAUUGUAAGACAUUUAUUUGAAUAUAACUCGUCCUGAACCCGCUGUGGUUGCCUCGCGUCUAGCACACUGGUGCAACGCUGGUGCAAGUCGUAAAAGCCGACUUUCCAUAUAAAAUGAGUUGACUACUGUUUUUCAUAGAUUCUACCCCAUCAGAGAUAUAAUAAACAUAGCCUUUACAUUAUAAUUAUUAUGGACUAGCAAGUAACCCGUGCUCCGCAAGGGUUUGUUUAAAGCACAAAUAGAUUGAAUUUAGACAAACUAAAAACUUGACGUAUUGAAAUAUUGAAGAACUGAAAAUAGGCCUAUAACUAUCCUCAGUAAAUGAUGAAUCUAUAUUCAAAAUUACUAGUUAAUCAGUUCAGUAGUUCAGACGUGAUGAUGCGUCAUUCGUGUAUUUCCUAUCCCUUACAUGUAUAAGCCAAUUUUUUCUUUAUUAUAUUUUUAUAAUUAUUAUGUUCAAUACUAUUUGAAUUACGUUUUAUCAGCAAAGUGUAGUAGUGAUUUCAUUUUGAUGAGCAAUGAAGGGAGAAAAUAUUCAUCUCGUAAAUAAGAUUGCUGUAUUACUAAAAAAUAAUUGAAACUUGAAAAUAGAGGUAAUAAUAAUAAAUUCGAGAUCUCGUGUUUAUUGCAAUGACUACAAAUACAGCAAUCUGACAAUAAACAUAAAACAAGCGAAAUAAUGCUCUAUGAAGGAUUAUACAGAAAUAUAAGGCGCUAUUUUCUCACAACUGUAUGUUUCAUUAGUUUACUAUCUUAUUUGUUCUCAAACAUUCAAUAAUUAUAAUAAUGAAUCAUCACAAUUCGUGAUGUUCUUUUAUUUUUAAGUAAUCGUAGCAUAACAAGAAGCAAUGUUGAACUUCGUUAUAUUGUUGUGAUCCAAAUGUCGAAUCAACCUCUCAAACAUUCAAUAAAUGUUUUCAAUCUAUAUGAGAUGAAGUAAUGUGAUACGGUUUUAGAUGGUAACUUCAAAACACUUGAGUUAUUUCAUUUGUUUUAAUAGAGUGACUGAAAUAUGAAUGGAUUAAAUAAUAUAUAUGAAUAAACAUCCAACUUCAUUAAUUUUAGUUUGAAGAUCGUCAAUAAAGUAUGAUAUAAAGACUCCUAUAUAUAUAAUGAACAGCUCGGCCUACUUUCAGUAAUCUAGAUACCUACUAGUUGGUUGCUUUACUCUGUGAAUCUGGGUAGUGAAAUAAGCCAAAUAGUCUUGAUACUGAAAGAAAAAUAUGGCAAAUUUAUUACUUAAUUAUUAUAUAGACUACUGUUUGAUUUUAAGCACUUUACUUCUCUACUAAUUUACAUUAGCUUAUUCGAUUACAUUAGUAAUUUUUUCUGUGAUUGAGUGUUGAUGUUUCAAAUGUUUUUAUUUUCAAUGUUCUUAUUUUUAUUAUUUGAUCCAUUGUAAUCUGUUAAUUUUUAAUAAAUUUAUAUUUACCAAA